Molecule: messenger RNA, 3053 nt
Organism: Rhizopus microsporus ATCC 52813
Lineage: Eukaryota; Fungi; Mucoromycota; Mucoromycetes; Mucorales; Rhizopodaceae
Exons: 6
Coding region: 183-2945 (920 amino acids)
Biological process (GO): post-transcriptional tethering of RNA polymerase II gene DNA at nuclear periphery; RNA export from nucleus; protein import into nucleus
Cellular component (GO): nuclear pore; nuclear pore cytoplasmic filaments
Molecular function (GO): structural constituent of nuclear pore
Source: RefSeq, a predicted model, not a curated record
ACAACAUGUCAAGAUCUUUUAUUUGCUUGUAAAUGCUUAUUUUUUACUUUCAAUUCCCUUUUCGGACACGGUUUUCCUCUUUCGGGAUGAUUUAGAUAUUUAUCUAUUGCUAGUAAAAGUUCGUAUUGAAAUAAAUUUUUUUUUAUUUUUAAACACGCUCUUUUUUUUUUUUAUUUUAUUUCAUGUUUGGAAAAAGUGCUUUUGGUACAUCCACAGGAGGCUUUGGCCAGCCUCAACAAACAAGCAACGUAUUUGGUCAACAACCACAACAACCACAACAGCCAUCUGCUUUUGGAGGCUUUGGAGCAACAAGUACACCCAAUGCUUUUGGAACUGCUACUACAGGAUCUGCAUUUGGACAACCAGCACAACAGCAGCCUGCAUUUGGAUCUACUGCGCCUUCUACAGGCUUCGGUGCUGGAACUUCUGCAUUUGGUCAACCAAAACCCACUGGCUUUGGAGGCUUCGGUAGCACUUCUACACCUGCAUUUGGUUCAACUCAACCAGCUACUACCGGCUUUGGCGGUUUCGGAUCAACUCCUGCUUCAAAUACUUCAGCCUUUGGUUCAACCAGUACCAGUACAGGCGGAUUCUUUGGACAACGUCCUGCUACAGGAGGAUUUGGCAGUACACCUACUACAACUGCAUUCGGUCAACCACAGCAACCACAACAACAGCAGACGCCAGCAUUUGGUGGAUUUGGCGCUGGCGGAACAGCAUUUAAUCAACCUGCAGCAGGUACUAACCAAGGUACCGCAAUCGCAGACUUUACUGCCACUCAAGACCGUGAUAUUACAACAGGCGUAAACAACUUCUUCCAAACUAUCACUGCUAUGCCACAAUAUAAAGAUUAUUCUCUUGAAGAGCUUCGAUUACAAGAUUAUGUUCAAGGUAGAAAGACUGCUUCUGCUGCAGGCGGUGCUUUUGGCCAGCCUGCCGCAGGAGGCGCAUUCGGUCAGACGACAUCCACGAUUGGCGGUGGUGCCUUUGGUCAACCAUCAACUGGUGGAGCUUUUGGUCAGCCAGCAGCAAGCACUGGAUUUGGUCAGCCAGCCCAGUCCAACAUGUUUGGCGCUACUGCCAACACCGGUGGUAUGUUUGGCCAACAACAACAACAACAACAACCUACAACUGCUUUUGGUCAAAGCACUGGCACGAAUGCAUUCGGUUCUACUACCAACGCAUUCGGUGCUACUGGAACUAGUACAACCGGUUUUGGCACUGGUACUACAGGAGGUGCGUUUGGUGCUAGUACUGCUAAACCUUUUGGUUUUGGUGGUACAUCGACUGCACCUACCACUGGCUUUGGUGCGACAACAACCGGAUUUGGACAACAAGGUGCUACUGGAGGAUUUGGUCAGCAGAGCACGACUGGUGGAUUUGGACAGCAAGCCGGUCAAACAGGUGGUUUUGGUGGCUUUGGAGCUAAACCAGCCACUACCACAACUGGUACCACCGGCUUUGGAGGGUUUGGCAACACGGGUGCAACCACUGGUGGAUUUGGCACUGCCACUAGCAAGCCCGCGACAGGAUUCUCAUUUGGCCAACCUGCUACCUCUACAGGCACCACUGGCUUUGGUGGAUUUGGUGCAUCUACUACUCCCAGCUUGGGCGGAUUCGGUCAAACUGGUGCAGGUGCUACGACGGGUGCAUUUGGCGGUAAUAAGCCUGCAACUUCCACUUCUUUCUUUGGUAAUACUACUGGCGCUACGACAGGAACAACAGGCUUUGGUGGCUUUGGUACAGGUCAAGCUAAUACAACAGGCGGAUUUGGCGCUGGCACUACAGGUGGACUCUUAGGUCAAAAGCCUGCUGGCACCCUUGGCGGCUCGUUCACUUCUGGAGGUUUAGGUGGAGCAGGAUUUGGAUCCUUUGGCCAGCAACAACAAACUGGUGCAUUCAAUUUACCCGGUCAAGGCGGCUUGACAACUUUUGCAACUACUGGACCUCAAAAUGGCAUUCAACAACAACCCUUGAUUGCUACAGUAGACAAGAACCCUUAUGGUAACAACCCAUUGUUUGACUUAUCCAAGUUAUCCGGGGCCAAUGCUGAUAACCGAUCUGGUCCCUCUGCCGUUGCGGUCAGUGGAUCUACUAGUAAGCCUUCUACGCCUCAUUUUCCUGUUUCCCCUCGCGUUGUUUCCAAAAUCAAGCUUCGUGGCUUCUCUACGGCUGCUGCAAGACCUACCAGAAAGACAAUGGGCAACUCCUCCCUAGAGGGUAUUAGUGACGAUGCUGUGCUUGGAACGGGCGCUUUCGCCUCUCGUGACAAUAACAAAAAGUUGGUAUUUGAUAAUGAUGUUGAUGCAGCUAGUAUUGUAGCUCUAGUCAACAAGAAGGGAGAGAAGAAGAAGGCUGUUUUUGACCCCAAUCUUGAAUAUGUUGCAUCAAAGGAAAUCCACAAGGACACGACAUCCACUGCACCCUUGUCUAGCGCCUCUUUGGACAGCAUUCAUCCUGGAACUAGCAAUAACAACAUUGCGCCUGCUUCAACCUCUUCUGCCCUUGCCAUUAAAAAUGGAUAUUACGUCUCACCCACCCUCGAUACCUUGAAAGGCAUGAGCAAAGAGAGUUUAAAAUCUGUACAGAAUUUAGUCGUUGGUCGUACAGGAUUCGGAGAAAUUAGGUUUGAAAAGCCAGUUGAUUUAUCUCAAGUUAAUCUGGAUGACUUUUUGGGCAAUCUUAUUGUCAUUGACGAUAGACGAGUCGUUGUCUACCCCGAUGAAGCGACUAAAAAGCCUGUUGGUACGGAAUUGAAUGUUCCUGCGAUCAUUAGCAUCGAGAAUUGCUUCUCUCAUGACAAGUACACCGGUGCUCCAAUUAGGGAUCCUGAGCAUCCUCGCUUUAAGCUGUUUGUGGACAAGAUGCGUCAACGUCCAGGCGUUGAGUUUGUAAGUUAUGAUAACUCGACUGGUACUUGGUCUUUUAGAGCUCAAAAGUUUUAAUUCGAUAUCUUUAAACACAUAAAAUAACAAAAAAAAAACUUUAUUAAUAAAGAAAUACAAAGUAUAAAAAAGUGAAUAUGUUUAAAUGCAUGUUUUUAAAUAUAUAAG